CUCCUGAGUUCUGGGAUUAAAGGUGUGUGCUUGGGUGAUUUUGUUGUUUUUAAUAUUCUUCAUCUCCACUACAUGCCCAAACUGGCCUGAUGGUUGUACACAUGCACAAGGGGCCUUAGGAACCAUAUGUGCUCAGUUUAAAAGUAUGCAGAAAUUGAGCAGUGUCACGAGACCGCAUGGGUGUGUAUGUGUGUGUAUUUGUGUAUCUAGCUUUCUACAGUUUUCAAAAUGCUUCGCAACCCAGUUGAGCCUCACCGUGUUCUCUGUGCGGGAAAACUGCGAUAUGCCAACAACAGCAAUUACAAGAAUGAUGUCAUGAUCAGAAAGGAGGCUUAUGUACAUAAAAGUGUGAUGGAGGAAUUGAAGAGAAUCAUUGAUGACAGUGAAAUCACCAAGGAAGAUGAUGCUCUGUGGCCCCCUCCUGACCGAGUAGGCCGGCAGGAGCUUGAAAUUGUCAUUGGCGAUGAACACAUUUCUUUUACAACAUCAAAAAUUGGUUCCCUUAUUGAUGUCAACCAGUCUAAGGAUCCAGAAGGCUUACGAGUGUUUUAUUAUCUUGUACAGGACCUGAAGUGUUUAGUCUUCAGCCUUAUUGGAUUACAUUUCAAGAUUAAACCAAUCUAGAUUGGAUAUUGUGGACAUGAGGGGGUGGGAAUUUUUAGUUACCAUAAUUAGGAAUUUUUUUCUGUAUAUGGGGGCAAUUUUUAUAAACAAUAAAUGAUGGUCUUUAAUAAAUGUGAUAACAUCUACUUUUUGUUACUUUUCUGAA
Alexandromys fortis (reed vole) is the source of this 769-nucleotide messenger RNA. It is a transcript of the gene Magoh, whose product is annotated as mago homolog, exon junction complex subunit. The transcript has 5 exons. Lineage: Eukaryota; Metazoa; Chordata; Mammalia; Rodentia; Cricetidae. The record is from RefSeq and is a predicted model, not a curated record. Gene Ontology annotation, biological process: RNA splicing. Bases 229 to 624 code for a protein of 131 amino acids. Gene Ontology annotation, cellular component: exon-exon junction complex; catalytic step 2 spliceosome; nucleus.